Molecule: messenger RNA, 1659 nt
Organism: Moneuplotes crassus
Lineage: Eukaryota; Ciliophora; Spirotrichea; Euplotida; Euplotidae
Source: the annotation of a GenBank genome assembly
GUGACUUGUUAAGAGCACUGAGAAUACUCCUUUUGAAGAUGAUAUGUGCGUUUGUGCAGUGUGUGCUAAUACAAUUUAUGCAGAUGAAGAGAUCGAAGCUAUUACUAAUGCAAAUGCGAUAGAAGAUACGAUUAGAAUUGUAGAUCAUCACUUAAAGAAAAUAGACAGAUUUAGAGAGAAACAUAAUCUGAAUAUAGUGUGGGAAAGAAUCAUCCCUGAGCUUACAAAUUUCAUUAAGAAGAAGACUAGCCUUCAAGCUAGACUUCUCAUUAUUACGAAGAAAGAUAUGCACGGUCACCUAAACAAGCUGCAGUAUGAUGCAAAAGAUCUUUUGAACACCAUUUACAAGUCUAACAUCAUGAAGCAUUACUCGAGACAGUUGCAAUGUAGACAAUUUGCUGAAGAUCUUUAUGGAGAUGUAGUCGACAUAGAUACCAGGAGCGCGAAUGCUAAAACCAGCCUCAGCACACUGAAUGAGAAAGUUAUUGACGUCAACAUCGAAGACCUUAAGAGAGAGUUUGCUGAAAAUCCUUACUUCGCUCAAGAAUACCAAGCUCAGCUAGAUGCACUAGAGGAGGAGAAAGUUAGCUUUGAAGAAUCAUUGGAAGCCCUUACCCAGGACUCACAAGAGAUCGAUUCCAAGAUUGAAACUAGAGAUGAAGAGCUUAGAUGUUUUAAAGAGAAAUUCAUCAACUUUGAAGAAGAGGAAUCUAAUCUUAGUACUAAAGCUGACAAAAUAUCAAACGAAUAUAACAGCCUUGUAGAUUUAGCUUUUGAAGCAAAGGAACCAAUCAGCUUCUCAGAUUAUGCAGAUAUCUGGGAAAAUGUGUCUGGAAACUAUUGCUCCUGGGGCGAAUCAGAUGAACUAGCCUUUAAUAUGAGCUACGAUGAAAAGGUUGAGGUACUUAAAGCUCUGUUGAGCAAGAAACUGCCAAACUUCAGCAAGGUAAUGGUAUACAACUAUUCUCUAUUCCAAGAGCAAGAACUAAUAGAUACGUUCCUUAAGGGAUCUAUCUCAAACCACAUCGAAUACUUUGUGUAUGGAAAUCUGGAACUUCCCGAACAGCCUGGUGAGGCCCACAUCGAAGCUCUUAAGAAAGCAGUAGCCAGGGUUCCACAGAUUUUACAGUUUGAUAGAUUGCAUCUAAACAAGAAGGAAUUCGAGGAUCUCAUGAUAGCAUCUAAGGGAUGCAAUGAAAUAGUCUUUGAUAGAUGUAAGUUCAUUUUAUAUCAUUACUUAUAUUUUCUUUCUCAAAGUUUAUCAAGUUUCUAAUUUCAGACAAAAUGAUCAAUGCCGAUCACAACUGGGGCUAUAAUGGCCAAUAGUGUGUUGCAUUAAAUAAACUUAGAGGCAUACUCAUCUUCUAAAUUUUUGAUAAAAACUAAUUGUUUAUAGGCAAGCUAGCUAUUGAGGGCUCAGAUGAAUGUGACUUUGGAGACCAGCUUGAUGACUUUGCAUUUGAGAUGAUCACAUUUAAUCAAACACCUGGGUUAAAUUACUCGAACUUUGCUGGUAAUGAUUUCAGAGGGCUCAGAAAUAUAUUUGAAGGUUUUGCCAAAGUUAAAGGAUUCAAAGAAAAGCCAAUUAAGCUUACUUUUUCAGAUAGCGAGAUAGAAUCAGAAAAAAAUUGAUGCAAUCCUUGGAGAAACUGGAUUGAC